Messenger RNA from Klebsormidium nitens, 3444 nucleotides. Lineage: Eukaryota; Viridiplantae; Streptophyta; Klebsormidiophyceae; Klebsormidiales; Klebsormidiaceae. The record is from the annotation of a GenBank genome assembly.
AUGGGGAGCACGUGCCUUGGGAAGAACCCGAUCUAUGCCCGAGGUCAAGAGCCUUUCAUUUGGGAGAGAAAGCGCAACCGAGGCGGGGCGAUCAUCUGCCCCGGCGCUGGAGGCCAUCUCCUGUGCCUCCGUUGUGUUGAGGCCGAGUAUGUUGGAGGACGGCCUUUUGUGUCGAAGGAGACAGGGUGCGUCAUCCCCCAAGGAGAGCUGGUCACCAAGUUCGAGCUCUAUCCUAAGAGGAAGGAGCUGCACCAGGCACAACCAGGGAAGACGGCAACCGAGGGUGGGCACCAGUUCUUUGUACAACGAAGAGACCUCGCUCCUUGCCCAUAUUGCACCGAGUCAAAGGCAAUAUCUAAGCGAGGGGUGAAGAGGCCGCUCGAGGAAGGGACGGCGCCAUCAGAGCUCGGGCCCAUGAGCAUGCUAUUGGAGCUCCAACGAAGCAAGGUCCCGCCGACAGCCGUUGCGCCUGGUCUCUUCUUAGUACCACAGUUGGCCUCAGACGGGCGCCUUUUGGACAUUUUAGUGACAGACAAGGGGCUCAUGAACGUGCCGCGGCUCGUAAGAAUUGACCAUAUGGGGAAGUUUGCGUGCGUGUACGGGCAGAGGGCGUACAGAGGUCAUGAGACGAGCUUCCUCGAAGAGACUCGUUUUUUGAAUGACUGGUGGCAAGGAGGACUUGCCAAGUUCACCUCUUUCAACGAGGGGCGGUCCUUUGUCCACGAAGUCACAAGGGAAGGCGUGCAAUGGGUGUUGCCAUUGGAUCAGUGGGGGCGUGUUGGGGCGCCUCUCUACGGACUGGACGCAGAGGCGUGGGGGUGCGGUCCACAGCUUCGCGUCUUUGUCGUGUGUGAUUGGGGAGAGCAGCCCGUGGUUUGCGUGCUAGGGGGCAAGAGUAUGCACUGUAGCCACGUGGACUGCAAUGGCGCGGACCGGUGCCGACACCUCUCGAGGGUGCUCUCAGAGUUGGCAACGCUUGGUGGAGUUGAGGGCCCCGUUGCAAAUGGUGCUCAAAACGGGAAUGGCCCGACCCUUGCCAAGAGGCGAGCAGAGAGGCUGAAGCAACAAGAGGCUGGAUUGAGAAGGCUCCUCGUCUGCAACAAGCCUGUGUGCCGUCGGCCGGACUUCAAGGGCGCAUGCACGCAUCAAGGUUCGCUCGAGCUUUGGGAGUGCUCUCCUGCUGCUGCUCUCGACAUGGGCCACAGCCAUAAGAAGAUUGACACGGUCAUGAGCAGAGGGGGAGUGGCGGUCACGAGCCUCUGUGAGCGCUGGGGCGAGGCUGGAACUAGACAACGCGAUGAGGCCCAACACUUCUGCGCGCCAAGGCCUUGCGACCCUUUGAGUCCGUGCGAUCGAUCCUGGAAGCUCGAGAGCAGAAAGGGGUCGUUAUUUGCUGCUGGAGCGCGCUAUGAUGUCACCACCUUACGAAGGGUCUGCCGCAUCGCUCCAGGUCGGGAGGCGGCGUGUUGCUCGCUGGCCUACGAUGGCCAGGAGGAUGGCAUCUUCAACUUUUCGGGCCACACCCUUAUUCCCCACGGCCUUCUUCUGCGCAACCACUUUGCUGCGGCCCUCGGGGCUUCCCACAGCCUCAACUUUGAGGCGAACGACAUGGCCACAAAAUGCCUCGAAGGGCCUGGUGUCUCGAGACUGGACGAUCGGGUCUUUGACUCAGCUAUGCAAGCCUUCAACGACCUGGCCGCACGCGCGCGCAUCCAGCACGUGUGCUCGCGUGCCAACUGCGCGCACCUCUACACAAGCGAGGUGGAGGGGGCAGAGAGAGAGGCUCGCAAGUCAGGCAACCCUCUCAGAGCAGAGCGAACGGAGGGGCCAAGCUCCGACCUAUCGACCUAUGCCUUUGGCCAGGACAAGGUCGUCACUUUCGAUGGGACCUUCUUUGCCAACUCGAGCGCAAUGCGCGACAGCUCGGAGGCCUCGCUGCAUAGCAUCUGCGAACCAGAUCCAGCGGUGCCUCGGGUAGCUGGCGGCUUCACGCCCCUCAGCGUCGGUGGAGUGCGACCCUCAAACGUGCCGUUGGAGAGGAUCGACUGCCCUUGGAAGUAUCGCAACGGACUAUCGGAGUUGCGGCCGGCCGUUCGCAAUCUUGCGUUUAGAUGGUGCAACUUUCGGAAGGCGCCAGGGCAAGGAAGCAAUGCGCCCCUUUCGGCCGAGGAGUUUGUGACCAUGCGCGAGGGGCUGCCGCUAAACGUCAGAGCUCUGAUCGACCACGUGACGGAGUCGGGAGCGUGUCCAACCCCCGACACAUGUGCGGUCUGCAAGGCGGUCCCUCGGCGGCCUUGGAUGCAAGGUUUCCUCAAGGAGGGCCCAGUUGGAGCAACGGGCUGGUGCCCGACCCACUUCCAGCCAUUUGGGGCUCUCCUUCACGCCCUCCUUAUCCCGAGAUACUCCUGGGUUUUUGGCCGAAUCGUGACCCUCAAACUGCUACGCCACCUGCUGCUAGAGGGCCCGCUUGACGAGAGAGGGGUGGCGUACCUCUCCGAAGACGGCCCCAUGCUGGCGGCCAUCUUGCGCCAUCGACCUGUUGGGAGCGGCUUGUACGCCUUCCCUGGGGCGCUCAGGCCGCUCUUCAGAGACAUAUACGCCACCAACCUCCUGUGCUUCGAGCCAAGCGCAAAUCGGCCAUUUGCAUCCUCUCAGUCACCUUUGGCUGCCCUCCACGAUGCAACAGAGCACCUAUGGGCCCUCGAGCGAGAGAAGCUCAGACUUGUGGGUCAGCAAGAGGGGGCUGCGAUGGAGUACGCCGAGCAAAGGGGGGUGGCACUGAAGAGGGCCGCCAACUCGCUCCUAUUCGAGCUGGAGGACUGGGAAGACGAGAUGGGCCGGGGGAAGAAGGGGUCGGAGGAGCGGCUCAGCCAGCACUGCAGUGCUCCUAAUCCUCGACCAACCAAGGGGCGCGCUGGAUUCUUCGUCGCGUGCUGCCAAGACCGAGGGCCCCUUGGCUAUCACUGGCUGAAGGGUGGCGAAUCCGUCUCGGAUCUUGGAACAGUGUUGUUGACGCGCUUCCCGUUUAAGACGUUGAGGGGGCUCACAAUCGUGGAGGACGCGGCGUGCAAUGCACAAGAGUGGCUUCUCAAUCGGGUGCCACAGCUUGCCAAGUUCAUGCUCUUCCUUGUGGAUCGCUUCCACUCAGGGCCGGUGAGCUGCGCUCCAUCCGGAGCCAAGCGCUACGCGACACACACCUGCUCUCCAACGCUCUUCAUCGACUCUUUCCCACAACAUCGUCACACAAUCACGACAGCGUCGGAGGGCAUCAACUCGGGCUUGAAGAGAUGCGCGGCUAGCCUCCAGCAGAUUACGAGUAUCAAGCGGUUGCUUAGCAGGGUCACGACCAUUCUCGAUACGUUGUUCGAGCGGUCAAAGUACGCGGUCUACUGGAGCCAGGAUAGCAAUCCGCUGAGAGACUCGAUUAAGAUGGGGCGCGGUUGA